Aureobasidium subglaciale EXF-2481 is the source of this 3128-nucleotide messenger RNA. RefSeq lists its product as uncharacterized. Gene Ontology annotation, cellular component: nuclear pore; nuclear pore outer ring. The transcript is spliced from 6 exons. The record is from RefSeq and is a predicted model, not a curated record. Gene Ontology annotation, molecular function: structural constituent of nuclear pore. NCBI's taxonomy places the organism in Eukaryota, Fungi, Ascomycota, Dothideomycetes, Dothideales, Saccotheciaceae. The coding region runs from base 92 to 3013 and encodes 973 amino acids. Gene Ontology annotation, biological process: protein import into nucleus; mRNA export from nucleus; regulation of DNA-templated transcription.
CUUUCAUCAAUCAACGCGCUGCGCCAACAACCUCACACGUCAAUCGGCAGAAGAUUCGACAUUGACAAGAUUGGCACUCCACGCGACUACAAUGGCGCCCGUGACUAGAAAGUCCAGCAGCUUGGCCAGCUCUGACGCUUUCAAGCCCAUACAUCGCAAGGCCUCCCAGACCAACACGAACGCCUUCGCCGAUGUUGCUCGUACGAACGGCUACUCCGACUCCCAGAACGGUGAUAGCAACGCAAGCGCUCUCGUACCCACCAGCCAACUCAUUGAUCAGAUCAACCCCUUGCGCGACAUGGCAGACCGCGUUGGUCGCGAGGUAGACCAUUUCGCAGAGACUCUCGACCGUUUCAACUCGAGCCUACAUGGCGAGAACGCAUACCAAACCGCUCACGACCUGACCCUGGAGUACAAGGAUUUUGCAAGCAGCAUGGUCAAGAAGCUCAAGAAACGCCACGAUGCUCAGCGCGUCAACGAAAUGAAGAAUGAAUUCGGCAAGAGAAUUACUCAGUCUCCCAUAAGAAGCUCCAGCCUGUCUGGUGGCCCAGUCGGUCCUGUCACCCACAACGACGGCGACGACGAUAUCCCUGCCCAGACUUCGCUCGAUACAUUAAGACGAUGGCAGGUCGAACUCGAUACCUGGGAACUAUUCCGCAUCAUGCUCGAACUGCGAUAUUCGCCAGAGAAACACGCUCGUCAAGAAGAGAAGGAUGCAAGGUUAGCAGAGCUCGGCACGUCAAACACAUACACGUCCGACGCCGACAUCUGGGAACGCUUUACCCUGGACAAUGAUUCUGCAAAGGAGCGACAUUUGGUUCUCAAGUGGCUGCAGGGAGCCGCCAACCACGGCGAGAGUGACAUUGAAGCCAUUGCCGACGAGCUGGAAAAGAAGUCAGGCCGGGGAACGGGCAUUUGGUUCAACGGUUGGAUGGAAACUCGUGAGAGAAUCAAGGGAACAAAGAGAAUGCGUGUCUAUUCGACUGCUUCUUCUGACAUGCUCGAUGUGAAGCGCACCCACAGCAACGAACCCCUGGUAUCAUCCCUCGAUCCGGAUGCACCCACCCGUCAAACUCGUGUUCUGGAAAAGGCAGACGAGUACUCAGAAAGAGCACUAUGGAUGACUUGCUGGGAGAUGCUAAGGCGUGGCCAUUCAUGGUACGACAUCUGUCAGUGGUGCUCUGAGCGCAAUCAAAGCUGGCGCGCUGUCAGCAUGGCCGUCUCUACCGAUUCGCACCCGAGUGUCGCUCUUCCCGGUCUCUCGGCUGGUUCUCUUUGGCGUCGUAUGUGCUAUGCUUUGACACAACAAGGAGCUUCGGAUGAGUAUGAAGCCGCCGUGUAUGGACUACUCAGUGGAGAUCUGGACUCGGUUAAGCACGUGUGUCAGAGCUGGGAUGACCACAUCUUCGCCCAUUACAAUUCGCUCUUGAUUGGACAGUUGGAAGAAUAUCUACAAAAGAGCUUCCCGGAAAAGUUUGCAUCUGGUACAGUCACUAAAUUUCCUCUUUUCGACUCUCUAAGGCAUCAUGGGGACCAGAAGGAUGUUGCUCGCAAUCUAAUCAGACGCCUCAAUGAGCAGUCUUCGACAUCACAAGAGGCUCAGAGACCCCUGAAACUAUUGCAAGGCGCUCUCAUCGCAGACAACUUCCCCGAUCUCUGCAAGAAUUUGGCAACGGCCAUCUCCGAUGCUGCAUGGUACAAGACGACUUCGACCACAAUUGUUGCUCUACGUACAGCUGUCGCCCCAGACUCCCAAAAGGAGAGCGUCAUCUUCAACGACUUUGAUGCCCUACGUAUCGUCACACACAUGGUUCUGAUGCUGCGUGAAUUUCACGAGCCUCUCUCCAACUCAAAGUCUGAUCCCGAGGCUCUGGACAACAUCAUUGCUGCCUACAUCCAGCUCCUCCGCGCUGCAGGUAGGUGGGAGCUCACGUCAGUGUACGCAUCCAGGAUGUCCACCAUCCGCGGUACCAAGUCUCUUGCGCAGACCAUGACGGACGUACAAGAUCUUCAGGACAAGGUGCACUUUACCAAGCUCAUGGCCACGUACGGCAUGGAUCCAAUUGCCGUUCUGAUCGAACAAGCCAAGUAUCUCAUGGAAGAAGUGCUACCUAAAAAGUCAGCUGAACAGAGCAACUUGAAGAUUAUUGAGAACGCUCCCAACGAGGAUCUCUAUCCUGGCCAGAGGAUCAAGGAAAACUUCAUUAAGGAUGGCAGAGGUGGCGAAGGAAUCGCCGACCACCUUGCUGUCUUCCUCCUCAUGGACGCUCAAUGGGAUGUUUCUUUCCAGACUCUCGCGUAUGCUUGCAGGAAACUAUUGCUCAACGGGUGCUUCCAAGAAGCUUCCCGUCUUGUCCACCAACUGUCUUUCGAAAAGUUGAGUAAUGCUAAAACUAGAUCGAUCCUUGGUGUAUCUGUGAAUGUCAUGGACAAUGAUGAGAUUGCGGAACCCUCUCGAGAACAUGGUGCAAAGCUGCGUGUUCUUCAAAAACAAUGCAGAGGAUACUAUGAGCUCAACAUGCUGGUGAGGGCCAUCGAUGCUCUGAAUACUUGGAGGACAGUGGAGCAUGACUAUGCCACUAAGGAACCGCGGCCUAGCUCAUUGCCGGCGUCGGUGAAGUCAACGUUUGAGAAAACCCGCGCGGCUAUCGAGCCUGUGUUGAGCGGGAUCCUCUUGCACGCCAAAGAUGAUGGCGAGGCCGCCGACCUGGCAAAAAUUCGCAACUGGUAUCUCCCUGAGAUCGUACUUGCCUACAAUGCAGUCUUAUGCGCUGGCGCACACAUGAUCAGCCGUGAUCACUUGUUGCGAAGCAUGGAGCUGGCGAAUGAUGUCGCCAACGACAAAACUGGUCUUGCAGAGUGCUUCAUGGAGUCAAAUCGUAUGCGUGAACUGGUGGUCGCAUUCGCGCAGUCCAGCGAAACCAUGCUGAAGCUGAAUGAAAUCAACCAAGGCAAGCGCGAGAGGAAGAACAAGGCGGGCAAGAACCUUACUAUUUGGGAUCUUACGGCUUGAAGCAACCGUCCAUGGAGCAGAAGAUAUGUAUCGUACCGAGCACAAAGUCCAUGAUAGUCAAUGACCCAUUACUCUUGCAAUCUUGAAGGUGCGUUUGAGACGUGACAUUAGAAAC